ACAAAGGUGAAAUGUAAUAGUGAGGAGCGAGGAGCCAUCAGUCAGGUGGUGGCCGACGGCAGGGACAACAUGGCGGAGCGGGGCGCCCUCACUCUCCUGGCCUUCGGGGCCACUGUGGCUCUCUUGUUGCUCUUCGACUUUAUGCCUGUGGGAGGCACGGUUAAGGAGGCUCCAGCGAUGAAGUUCAACAACUUGAUGGGUCCCUCGCUGAGGUUCCUGUACUGCUACUCGUGAGGAUACAGGAAGGUGUUUGAGCAAUAUGCCAACAUCCUGCGUGAGAAAUACCCAGAAAUAUCCAUCUUGGGAGACAAUUAUCCACCUCCAGAUUGGAAACUAUGGCUUGCGCAGAUGCUGAGUGGAGCCAAACUUCUCUUUAUAGUCAUGAUUGUAGCCAACAUUAACAUGUGGGAAUGGCUGGGGCAGGAGACGCCGUCUUGGUGGACGUGGUUCACUACUAAUAAGAUUUACGCGUGUAUGAUGGUGUUCUUUCUCUGUAAUGCUGUUGAAGGGCAGCUGGUGUCAACAGGUGCAUUUGAAAUUUCUUUCAAUGAUGUUCCUGUUUGGUCUAAGCUAGAAACGGGCCGUAUUCCCCAGCCUCCGGAGCUCUUCCAAAUUAUUGACAAUCAUGUACGCUUCAACCAAAAUACAAAUACCUGGAGUGAUAACAUUUAACCUCAGCCAAGAUCAAGGAAUCCCUUCUGCUACAGAAGCCUUCAACUCGUGAUGCCUAACUUUCCAAUCUGAAAAUUGUUAUGGAAAUAUCUUUUUGGCAUCUAUGGGUCCGAUUUUAAUUAUAGAUUUGUACCUUGUGCAUUGAAGACAUUAAAUAUGUAAGGAACUGGUCACGAGGCCUGUGUGCCCUUCACCCUCUUGUCACUCAAUGCUUGUCUUUAACUGCUUGCUCUUUCUGCUUUAUGAAGGUCAGUGUUGAAAGCACACACGUGAUGACUCUGGCUGGAUGCUUGCUUGCAAAAAGGUCUUGGCAGUGAAAUAGACAUUGAGCAUGAUACAGACUUCAUACCCCAAUUACAUUACCAUUUGUUAUAGUUAAAUAGCUGAUACAUGUUGUAUGUAUGGGUCAUUCAGAUUUUCAUACAAUCUUUGAAUAUAAUUUUUUUUUUAAGGCUAGGCAAUGAAAAUUUAUAUAUAUAUAAUAUUCCAAAUAAAAGUUGAUUUUAUUGGUUACUUAAAUUGUUGUAUGGUAUCUUAAAUAUAAAAUCUUGUUCCUAAUGCAGUGAAAGUUUAGAAGAGUAUACAGUAUAAAUAUUGAUUAGAAAUACUUUUACAAAGGAUGGUGAAUUUUGGGAGCAUUUCAUUACUAGCCAUUAUUAUAGAUAUUUUAUUAGCUCCCCUGAUUGCCAAGAAAUUUGAAUUUGUUGUACAUUCCCAUGUUAAAAAGGCUUGUGUAAACUAGAUUUCACUGCAGACUUGUUUUCCAUGUAGUCCUGGAAUCUUUUUUAAUAAAACUACCAAUAAAA
Messenger RNA from Procambarus clarkii (red swamp crayfish), 1478 nucleotides. It is a transcript of the gene SelT, whose product is annotated as selenoprotein T. Gene Ontology annotation, biological process: cell redox homeostasis. The record is from RefSeq and is a predicted model, not a curated record. Gene Ontology annotation, molecular function: thioredoxin-disulfide reductase (NADPH) activity. Gene Ontology annotation, cellular component: endoplasmic reticulum membrane. NCBI's taxonomy places the organism in Eukaryota, Metazoa, Arthropoda, Malacostraca, Decapoda, Cambaridae.